CCUCUUAUCCUCAUCCACAUUAAAAAAAAAAAAAAAAAAAAUUGCCCAUCGGUGGACUUGUUUCUCACACACCCCGCAGGAGAAGAUGUCCACCUGCGUCCUCUUGAGUGCACUUUUUACCCUUCAUCUUUCCCUGGGUUGGGAAUUACUAGGUGACCGAGAAAAAGUCCAGACUGUUUGUGUCGGGAAGGAGUUUCGUUUACCGGUGGACUCGACGUCUCGAAUCGUGACUUUUACACCGUAUCCCGAAGGACCGAAACGCAUCCUACUCGAGAAAACCACUGUUAAGGACCCACGGUUCGAGUGGACCAGAGAUAAGUCUUUAGUCCUGAAAGACGUGACUCAUGCUGACCAGGGUCUUUAUGCCAACAAACUGUCCGUGGGAUUCACCUACGAGACCGUCCGUCUCAUUGUUUCAGAAUGCAUUAAGCCCUACCGCAGAAACUACGGGGAGAACUUUGAGCACGCCAUCCCUGAAAAUGGCUCCCUGCUGGAGUUCUCUCAUCGGGGUUCUCCGCCUGAGUCCACACCAGUUGUGCUGUGGAACCGGACAGACCCUGAAACCAGCGACGCCGGGCGGGGACGGCUGCUGAGAGGGGGGAAGGUCUGGGUGGCGGAGAGAGUGACGCAAGCGGACCAAGGCAACUACACCAUGAGAGACGACAACGGGAAGGUGCUGUCUCGCAGCACCCUCACUGUCCGUGGACACGCCUUCAACGUCACACGCUUCACCAAAGAGUCCGUAACCCUGCCUUUAUUUCUGCCUCUCCCUCAUGCCCAUCUCAUCUUUACACCUGGCCAACUCCCUGACGAAUCCUCCCUGGGCCCUUUUGACCCCAAACCCCCACGUGGCCCUGUGCAUCUCAUUCGCGAGGGGCAAAUAAUGGACCAUGACAUGCGCUACAGGGGUAUCAUCUCACUAAGUAGGAACGGCUCCAUCUACGAGGUGGUCAUUGCGAGACUGACCUCACGGCAUGAUGGGCUGUAUGAAAUCAAAGACAGGAAUGGCAACCUGGUAUCCUCCACCUACCUGCACGUGAUCGAAAAAAGGGGAGGCAGUUGGCGAGCGCUCCUCAAAUCCGUUACGGUUCCUUCUGGCAUGUUCGUGUCCCUGGCUGGUUUCAUCUUGUUCAUGAAGCGCUACCCGAACUGCAGCCUCUCCCAGAUCAUCACGUGCCUCAGAACAAACCGCACGCCGCCAGCCAACCCUCCCAGGGUCAACAUCCAGCACUACAGUCAGCCCUCUCCUCAGCCCCCAGGCCACUACAGCUACUCUCAGCAGCCUGGAACAACAAUAAAAUGGACCCCGAGAGCCAGUCCUGUUCACACUGGAUAUUCUCCUGUAAUGGCAGAGUCUCCAAGAGCUGAGAACCAGGAUAUUCACAGACCAACAACUGGGAGUUCCCCUAGACAGAAUUUACCUGUUGAGCAGGUCAAAUCUAAUGAGGAAGAGGACAAGAUUUCCUUCCCGGUGCCCGGGGCUUCAGACUGCCUUCACUCAUCCGAGGACUGCGUUCAAUUCCAGAUCAAUAAGGACGGAGAUAAGGGAAGGGGGAGCAACUCACAAGAUUUCUUUUCCACACUGCCAUUAGACACGGACACCUCUGAAUCCUGCAGUGUUUACACGUCGAAGAAUCUGAACUUUUCAUAAAACAGAGACCUGGAGCAGAAAUAAGGGAAGAAGAAUUGUGCGGCAUGGAGAAAUCACAGUAACGGUGAAGUUAUGCUCUUGGCAGAAAGAAAAACCUCACCUGUGCCUUAUGCACAGUUUUAAUAGUUUGGUUUGUGAUGUUUUCAUGUAACUUUUCUGAAGCAUGAGUUGAGCAUAAACCUUCCUGUCUCAUAUUGUACUGCCUGAUGGUGCUCCUGAAAUCUCCUGCCGUUACCUACCUCCAGACCCUCAGGACCAAUAAAUAUGAUCUGCACUGUGUAUGCUCCUGUGUUCAAGAUGGUCUCUAGGGCUAUACACCAGUUGUUGUGGUAAAGUUUAAAAAAAAAUAAUUUUUAAAUACUGUACAGCAAUAUGGCAUUAACUUAAGCGCUAACCCAUUGUGUUGUCCAUACUUAAUUAUUAUUCUAAAUAUCUUGCCUGCAUUUUUUAAUGAUUUAUGCAGCUGAAGUGUAUUAAAUCUUUGGGGUAAUUCUAGUUAUAAUAGUUAUGUGACAUGUUGCACCAAAUAUUGCAAUUAAUCUGUGAAUAUUAUGUGUGGGAUGAAAUUUUAUCCCAAAUCUUUCCACCAACAUAGCAGGCUGAACUGCUGCUCAUAAUAUUUUCAUAAUGUCAAAUUGUCAUCACUCAAUAAAAAGUA
Archocentrus centrarchus (flier cichlid) is the source of this 2309-nucleotide messenger RNA. RefSeq lists its product as uncharacterized. The record is from RefSeq and is a predicted model, not a curated record. The coding region runs from base 86 to 1651 and encodes 521 amino acids. NCBI's taxonomy places the organism in Eukaryota, Metazoa, Chordata, Actinopteri, Cichliformes, Cichlidae. The transcript has 11 exons.